AUGCCUUCUCUUCUAUGCUUCAAAACACUUUUGACCAACAAUUUCGGUCAUCUUCAUCUUUAUGGUUGCCACACUGUGGUGUUGUAUGCCUCUCCCCCCAUAUUAUUCUCACAGACCCUUUAUUUAGUCCUUGCGGCAGGUGAUUUUAAGCAUGCCAUUCACUCUAACUAUGCUCUCGGACGUCGUGGCCCACUAGCAUGGCUCCAGUUUCUGGACAACCAUAUGGUUGACUGUGUCACUCCUCCUGGCCAGAACCCACAACCCACCUUCUAUCGCGCCUUGUCUUCCACUACAAUCGACUAUAUUCUUGCCUCUCCUGAUCUUCACCCUCGCACUACUGACUCCCAGGCCCUUCUUUCUAAGAUUGAGAAUAGCUGUAUUCUACACAGCUCAUGCACCCUGUCCUUCCGCGGCCGUGCCACUGUCAUGAACUCUCUCAUUCUCGCCCAACUUUGGCAUGUCUUGCACGUAGUAUCCUUCCCCGUCUCUUUUCUCAAAAAAAUACGCACUCUGAUGCGCCGUUUCUUCUGCUUCUGUUCGUUCCCCCCCAUUGCUUUGGACACCCUCUGCCUUCCUUGCUUUCAAGGUGGUCUUGGCAUCCUCGACCCAAUUACACAGCAAUGCGCUCUUCAGCUUCGUUGGCUCAAGCCAAUAAUCCAGAACCCAUUGGGUCCCUGUGGUUUGGUCCCCAAAUGGAUGGCUUCUCUCCUUCGCACUGAGAAUACAGAUUGUGAUCCCCUUCUACUUUGGAUCUUCCCAGACUCUAGACCUCGCACCCAUUGCUCACUGGAUUCGCCUCUUCAUCUUGUUCUGAAGGCCAUAGACCACCUCCCGCACAAGUUUGAUGACGUCCUCACAAAUCUAUCCACAUGCCUUAUGUUGCCCUUGUCCUCCAUGGUUAACCACCUAUACCAAAUUGAUCAUAAUUUGGACGUCCUGAUGCCCAUUGCCCCUGCUAGACCUCUUCCUCGAUUUAUCACUCUUAAUUGUAUUCUACAAAGACUUCUCAACCAUUCACUUGUGGCUCACCCUAUCCUUUUCAGAGCUUGUAUUCCUACAUUCAUCCUAGAAUCGCGACAUUUGGAUAUGCCUCCUCAAGAUGGGUCCCCCUUUGACUUUGAUCCCUUCAUCUCUGCUCUGGUCCUCGGCAAACCUUGGUCACACUUGUCCACGCGCUCUUACCGGCUGACCUGUUCUCAUCAUCAUGCUAAUGCUCAACCACUUAGUCCCCAUCUUAGCCCUCGCCAACUGCACUCUUUCUGGUCUUUCGCACUUCCUUACCGGGCCCGUAAUGUUUGGUUUCGCGGCUUACACAACAAACUAUCUUGCCAAGCUCUUCUGCACCACAUUAUGCCCUUCACUGUUUCUUCACCUCUCUGCAAUAUCUGCCAGAUGUCAAUCGAGACGCAAGAGCAUUUUCUUCUUUCUUGUCCUUUGAAAUCUGUGGUGUGGUUAGGCAUUUGGUUAGAAUUUUUUGGCACCGUCCCACCACCUUCUGCACUUUCCUCGGCAUUCACAUCCUUUCUCUUCCCUCUCACGCUGAACUCUAGUAUUCCAGCCACCUCGGUUUUUGGACUGACCAUCCUUGCUAUCUGA
Molecule: messenger RNA, 1596 nt
Organism: Phycomyces blakesleeanus NRRL 1555(-)
Lineage: Eukaryota; Fungi; Mucoromycota; Mucoromycetes; Mucorales; Phycomycetaceae
Exons: 4
Coding region: 1-1596 (531 amino acids)
Source: RefSeq, a predicted model, not a curated record